Molecule: messenger RNA, 720 nt
Organism: Manis pentadactyla (Chinese pangolin)
Lineage: Eukaryota; Metazoa; Chordata; Mammalia; Pholidota; Manidae
Gene: MZB1
Product: marginal zone B and B1 cell specific protein
Exons: 4
Coding region: 50-664 (204 amino acids)
Biological process (GO): regulation of B cell proliferation
Cellular component (GO): endoplasmic reticulum chaperone complex; extracellular region
Source: RefSeq, a predicted model, not a curated record
AGUUCCCCAUUGGUCUGGGUCGGGGUUCCAGGCGGCCCCCAGUGCACACAUGCACAGCACACCUGCCCGUAGCCACAGCCGUGCUCCCCGGACCAUGAGGCUGUCGCUGCCCCUGCUACUGCUGCUGCUGGGGGCCUGGGCUGUCCCUGGUGGCCUCGCAGACAGGGCCCCGCUCACCGCCACUGCCCCGCAGCUGGACGAUGAGGAGAAGUACUCAGCUCACAUGCCGGCUCAUUUGCGCUGUGAUGCCUGCAGGGCUGUGACCUACCAGAUGUGGCAACACCUGGCAAAGGCAGAGGCCAAGCUUCACCCCCCAGACUCUGGGGGGCGGCGGGAGCUGAGUGAGUCGGUAUACACCGACGUCCUGGACCAGAGCUGCUCCCAGACCUGGCAAGACUACGGGGUCCGAGAAGUGAACCAAGUGAAACGUCUCAGUGGCCCAGGACUUACCAAGGGGCCAGAGCCCAGCAUCAGUGUGAUGAUCACGGGGGGCCUCUGGCCUGCCAGGCUCUCCACGACUUGUUUGCACUACCUGGGGGAGUUUGGAGAAGACCACAUCUAUGAAGCCCACCAACGAGGCCGCGAGGCUCUGGAGGUGCUGCUGUGUGGAGGCCCCCGGGGGCCCUGCUCAGAGGCGGCGCCCGUCCCGAGGGCAGAGCUCUAGUGCACCUUCCUGGCGUGCCCCUGAGGAGAGCUGGGGCUUCCUGCGGGUCCGCGCCA